AUGCUUCCUUUAUAUUUAUUGACAUCAGCAAAGGGCCAACCAAUAUUAGUUGAAUUAAAGAAUGGUGAAACAUUGAACGGUAAACUUGUCAUUUGUGAUUCUUGGAUGAAUCUCACUUUGACCGAUGUCAUCCAAUCUCUGGCCAACGCCGAAGAAUUUAUUAAAUUGCCAGAGGUUUAUGUCAGAGGUAACCAUAUCAAGUACUUGAGAUUGCCAAAUGAAGUCAUGGAUAAUGCUAGAUUACAAGUUCUCGAAAAUCAAAGAAAUAACGUUAGAAGAAACAAUGAUGGUAGAGGUGGUAACAGAAGAAACGAUGGUAGAGGAGGACAAUACAACAACAGAAACAAUUAUGGUAACAACAGGGGAUAUAAUAACAGAAACAACUACAAUAAUAAUAACAAUAACAAUAACUACCAUCGCGGAAACUACAGAAACUACAAUAAUCAAAAUCAAAAUCCACAGCACCAGCAACAAUUUCAAAAUCAUGGCCCGGUGCCACCACAACCACAACCACAACCACAACAACAACAGCAACAACAACAACAACAACAACAACAACAACAGCAACAACAGCAACAACAACAGCAACAGCAACAAGUUCAGGAAUAA
Molecule: messenger RNA, 609 nt
Organism: Saccharomycopsis crataegensis
Lineage: Eukaryota; Fungi; Ascomycota; Saccharomycetes; Ascoideales; Saccharomycopsidaceae
Product: U6 snRNA-associated Sm-like protein LSm4
Exons: 2
Coding region: 1-609 (202 amino acids)
Biological process (GO): nuclear-transcribed mRNA catabolic process; spliceosomal snRNP assembly; P-body assembly
Cellular component (GO): U6 snRNP; P-body; spliceosomal tri-snRNP complex
Molecular function (GO): U6 snRNA binding
Source: RefSeq, a predicted model, not a curated record